AACGGAAACAAAAUGGCGGACUGUUACAUAUUCAACGGAUGCCCGUGAACGUUAGCUUUCGUUUGGCGGUGCGUUUCUGGACACAUUGAAAAUGAGGAGAGUGCAUCCGGCCCUCCCCUCUCCUCCCGUCUGCUCCGCGGCAGGAGGAGGAGAGGAGAGAGGAGCUCUGCCAGCGGACCAGGGAGAGAGAGAGAGAGGCGAGGAAUCCCAGCAGCCCCCCCUGGAGAGUGAGAGCCGGACCAGCUGGACCCCCGGAGGAGGACCCGAGAGGGAACCACGUUGCCACGGGAGAGGCCUCAGUCCAGGGCUGCAGUAUGUUCACGUCAGUGAAGGCCUUCGAGGGGCAGCAGUACUCCACCCUGAAGAGGCAGUGCUUGCAGAGUGGCCUUCUCUUCGAGGACCCCCGCUUCCCCGCCACUGACGACUCACUCUUCUACCAGGGCAACAGGAUCGGACGUGUGGUCUGGAAGAGACCUCGGGAGCUGUGUGAGGACCCUCACCUGUUUGUCGAUGGCAUCAGCGCACAUGACCUCCAUCAGGGACAGCUGGGUAACUGCUGGUUUGUGGCGGCGUGCUCCAGUCUGGCCUCCAGAGAGUCUCUGUGGCAGAAGGUCAUUCCAGACUGGAAGGAGCAGGAGUGGGAUACCGAGAAGCCGGACUCGUACGCCGGGAUUUUCCACUUCCGCUUCUGGCGCUUCGGGGAGUGGGUGGAUGUGGUGAUUGACGACCGGCUACCGACCGUGGACAACCAGCUGGUCUACUGCCACUCCAACGACAGCAACGAGUUCUGGAGUGCCCUGGUGGAGAAGGCCUACGCCAAGGUUUACGGCUGCUAUGAGGCUUUGGACGGCGGCAACACUGCCGACGCUCUGGUGGACUUCACCGGCGGCGUUUCAGAGCCCGUGGACCUGCUGGAGGGUCAGAUGGCCACGGACGAAGCGGCGCGUAACCAGCUGUUUGAAAGAGUUCUCAAAGUUCACAACAGAGACGGCCUCAUCAGCUGCUCCAUCAGGGCGACCACAAUAGAGGACAUGGAGGCGAGGCUGGACUGCGGCCUGGUCAAAGGCCACGCGUACGCCGUCACGGACGUACGGAAAGUGCGGCUAGGUCACGGACUGCUGGCCUUCUUCAAAUCGGAGAAGCUGCACAUGAUCCGCAUGAGGAACCCCUGGGGAGAGAAGGAGUGGAGCGGGCCGUGGAGCGACAGUUCGGAGGAGUGGAACAAGGUGAGCAAGAGCGAGAGAGAAAAGCUGGGCGUCACCGUGCAGGACGACGGCGAGUUCUGGAUGACGUUUGACGACUUCUGCCAGUACUUCACCGACCUGAUCCUGUGUCGCCUCAUCAACACCUCCUACCUGAGCAUCCACAAAACCUGGGAGGAGGAGGUGAUGAGGGGCUCCUGGAUCCACCGCCAGGACCCGCUCCGCAACCGAUCGGGCGGCUGCAUCAACCACAAGGCCACCUUCCUGCAGAACCCUCAGUAUGUGUUUGAUGUGAAGAAGGUGGAGGAUGAGGUGUUGAUCUGCCUCCAGCAAAAAGAAAAGAGAGCCACACCCAAAGAGGGCAAAGGGGAAAACCUCGCCAUCGGCUUCGAUAUUCACCGGGUGGAGCUAAAUCGCAAGUACCGUAUGCACUCAGCCCAGCAGAAAGUAGCGGGCUCCAUCUACAUCAACUCACGCUGCGUCUUCCUCAGGAAGGAGCUGAAGGAGGGCCGCUACGUCAUCAUUCCCACGACCUUUGACCCCGGGCAGCAGGGCGACUUCCUGCUCCGUGUCUUCACUGAUGUGCCUUCAGACUGCAAAGAGCUGACUCUGGACGAGCCUCCGCAGACGUGUUGGACGGGGAUGUGUGGCUACCCUCAGCUGGUCACUCAGGUCCAUGUACUGAACGCUGAGGGUCUGCAGGGACAGGACUCCAACGGAGCUGUCGAUCCCUACGUGAUCAUCACCUGCGAAGGAGAGAGGGUUCGUUCGCCGGUUCAAAAGGACACACGGUGCCCAAACUUCGACAUCAAAGGCCUGUUCUACCGCAAGAAACCCAAGGACGGCAUCCACAUCGAGAUCUACAACAAGAACAUGAUCGUGGACACCUUCCUGGGUCAGGUGAUCCUGUUCAGCGACCCCAACGAGCGGCAGGAGCAGCACACGCUCCACCUCCGCGACAAGGGCAACCGCCAGGACAACGACCUCCCGGGCACGCUCACUGUGCGCCUCAUCACCUCCACCACACUCACCAACAUCUGACGCGACCCUUCCGUUGAUCCCAGCGCUCACGGCUCGCCGCUCGUCCCCCUCCGACCGUCACGGGAGCUCACUGUGUCUAUUUUCUGCCGCUUGCGCUCUCUCUCUUUGCGUCUGUUUUCCCCCAUCCUCUUUCGCCUCGGCGUUUAAAUUCGACUUUGUUACGUGUUUUUGAAGGCUUAUAUAUUUACAGUAUUAAUAUCUGGACGGGAGGUGUCUUUAUCUGGGGUUCGUAUUGAAUAACUUUUAACACAUUCCUGCCAAAAUCGUCCAUUUUUUUAGCGUCGGCUCGAGACAUUUGCUCGUAAAGUAGUCUCCGUCAACAACUGAGCUACAGCUAAACAGGUUUUUAAAGAAAGUUUUGACCCUAAUCGACAAACUUCUCUUUUCCUUCUCACGUAUACAUGCACAUACGAUACAUAUGCAGACAUUUCUGCACUCGCCAUGCAUGUGCCAAUGUCUCCAAGGGCUAUGCAUUGCCUUAAGGCUGAGUCUGUCUCUCCACCUUGAGAAGACCGGGGGAGGGAGGGGUGUUGUGGUAAAUCCUCCUCCUGUUCUCCAUCAACCUUUCUUAGCACAGCCUCCAUUUGUGCUCCUUAAAAUCGUCAUUUUUUUGUCUCAGUUUCCGUCUGCUGUACAAACUGACAGACUCCUUUAUACCUGUGGAUGAUGAUGAUGAUGAUGAUGACGAUCCUCCCGCCCCAGACACCUCAAGUCUUCACCAGUUUUUGCCGGUGCUUCGGAGAGCAUGCAGCACUGUCUGUCACUUUUUACUGUGGACUUCGACAAAAGCCAACAGCAGCUAAAUCCUCUCCCUCGACUGAGAAGAGCUUUUUUUUUCUGUGUUGUCCUGUUGAGCGUGAUCUUGUGUGAAAUCUUGCCUCCCCUCUCCCUCGCCCUCCCCCCCGUCUUCCAUCACGACUAUACUCCCCGAGACGCUUUCUGCCGGUUGCUAUGGACGAUCUCCAAACUGCAUGGCUUAAAAAAAAAAAAAAAAAAAAACAAACAAACAAAAAAACCUAAACUCUGCCUGUGCUGCACAUCUGUACAAGUCGUAGCUUAGCAGCCGGUGCCUCUGAUAGUGCUACCCUCCCCCCUCCUCCCCCCUCCUCGUGUACCGGAGUGCAAAGAUUCACCCUGACAUAAAUCAAGUGCUUUAUGGGACCAAAGAUGAGCCAGGCCCUUUGCUCUCUUAGUCCCUGGCCUGGUCUAGUCUAGUCUGGCCUGGCCCCCUACCCCCUACCCCCAAGCCGAGCUACAAACCCACCACCCCCUGUGCCACAUCAUCUCUUAACGGCAACACCACUGCCUGACACUUCCUCUGACUCGAGUCUGUCGGCCCGGGCCUGAAGACUCACGCCACGUCGACCCCGAGAGAAAGCAGCUGUGCUUCUGCUGUUGGCACAGAAACAGGGGUGAGUGUCUGUGUGUGUGUGUGUGUGUGUUAAAGAGAGUGUGUGUGUGUGAGAGAGAGAGAGAGUGUGUAUCCUGCUAGAUUCAGCGUCGGUGUAAAUGCGAGUACCUGGGAGUGCUUGGGUGAAUGUUUAUCUGCGAAUCCACGUUGAGAAACCGGGACGAUUUUUCCACGGAGAGGUGUGAAGAGCCCUUUAGGUGAAAACACAUCUUGCACAUUAUUUAGUUUUAAUGAGGUUUAAAAAAAAAAAACAAGACCCUUAAGGAUGAAAGGAUGAAAGAAAAGAGGAGGGAGAGCAGAGGAGACGUCCUGCCAAACAACCUGUGCCAUUGCCUUGAUCCUGGCUUUGCCUCCACAGCAGGAAAAACAGCGAACUGUUCACGAAGGAUUUCACUACUGGUAUAAUGUAAUCUAUCUCUGACGAACCAUUGCGUAGAUCACGUUGGCAUCCAGUUUGACCUUUUAGCACCUAGUGGGCUUUUUGUGACAGAGACUAAAAAUCUCAACUACUACUUUUUUUGUUGUUGUUUUCAAAAGUGCAAUAUCGUUGCAGAGACUUCUCAUUCCAGGUUUUAUCGACUUUUCGGUCUUACUCGUUUUUAUUUCCCCCGUGUUUCAUAACGAGAAUCAAAAAUGUAAGUUACUGUCAUUAUCGAGACAUUUCCUUUUUUGAAUGUAAGACAGCUAGUGGACUAAUCUCUCGAGUCCGUUCUCCUGAUUUUUUUCAGCGCCUUUUUCCAUUACUUGAACUGUCACACGUGGCAUUUAAACCGAUCACACACCUUUGUGUACAGCAUCUUUAUAAACGUGUCUUGCAUGGGGUUAUUUUCCAAUAUGUUCAUGGCCUUGUAUUGUACUGUUCAAUUGUUAAUAUAUAUAUUAUAUUUAUUCUUCUAUCUCAACAGUCUUGGAAAUGCUAGUUUCGAGCAGUCGGCAUGUCUACACUUACUGCACCUCAUGUCUGAUCAUAUCAACCGGUUUGAAACGGUUAUGUCUUGUAACACAGUGAUGCAUUCAUUAUGCCUCUAGCAUCAGUGAACAUUAGCCGCAGUUUUUGACUACUAUUUAGGUGCUAUUUAUCUUCUCUGUGCUCUUUUAUGUUGUUUUUUUUAGUCCGACAGAAGGUAACACUGUCAGACGGCCGGUGUUAGAAACUGCACAGAAACGUAGGGGUGUAACGAUACAUCGAUUCAAUGAUCAACAAUCCUGUAGCAUCGAUCAGAAAUUAACUGCUCUAUGUGGAUGAAAAUAUACGAAUGCCGGUCCGUUCUCGCGGCUAGCAUGCAGAAUCUGAGCAACUCACACUGCCUGCGUCACGCUGUCGCUCUGCCGUCCGUCGAGUAUCGAACUCCACAGUUAGUUUUGUUGUUGGCAAGAGCUGGAUGUAAAGUUUACUGUGAGGCAGCUAUAAAAAAAGUGCAACGACGCGUCCACUGAUCUGAUUCUCUGUUGUAAAAAUAAUCGCAGUCUGAGCGGUUACGUACAUCGUACAUUUUGUCAUUUGUAAGACGCGCAUUUAUUUGGAAAUUCCCACCGGCAUGUCUUUCUCCGCUUGAGCGCACACCUCCAAACAAAAUGCGAGCAGUGAUUUAAUGAGGAAAAACGUCGCCAAUAUCUGAAGGUGUAGUGCGUGGAGUUCUAAAAAUAUUUAGUUUGAGACUCUAAAUAGGAGUGAAGUUUACACAAUAUCUGGAUUUGAAUUUAAAGUGAAGAGGAGGUUUUCAUUUAAACGUCUGGUUGAGCUCAGGAAUAAAAAAGUUAAAUGUUUUUUUUAGUUGCUUGAUAUGAAUGGAAGUGACUGUGUUAAAUCAGCAGAUGAUAUCGUCUCGUAUCGAUCGCCGGCUCCUGAAUCGAAUCAAAUCAAAAUCGCAUCGUAGCAAACUUUGUGAUAUCAACAAACAUCGAAACAUUGUCCAUUGAAUCGAUAUAAUAUCGUGUGAUUUACACCCCUAGUUCAACAUGGGAGUGUGUGCCUGGUUUUUAUUUACAGUAAGAAACCCUCCUUCCCUCUCUCACAAAGCACCGUUCAAGUGUCCUUGUGCAAGGCACUGAAGUCUUAACUGCUCCAGUGGAGCAGCUUCCAGGUGUGACUGUACAUAUUUGUUUAAUCCCCCCCAACAGGUCGAUACUGUGAUUAUCUACAAAAUCAGCUUGUUAACGGCCGACAGAGAAGGCGUUGACUGAGGGGUUUAGAGUGAGAGAUUAUCGGUGCCAAAGCUGAGGGUCGAUUCGUGGAUUUGGUGAAAUUGACAGCUCACAGAUCAGAGGGUGAAACCAGACACAGUUUAUGUUUGUCGUAGAUCACCGUUACAUUUGAGUCUCAUCUGAUUUUCUGGAAAAUAAAUAUCUGGGUAUUUCCAGAAUAUUGAAAGACUCCUCUAUAUAGAGACCUAAAGCUGCUGUUAUAAUCAGUAACAGCAUCAAGGUACGGCGAGUCUUGGGUGGGUGAAAAAAUACAGAAAUAAAUGUAAACAGAAAAAUAAUUAAAUAUAAAAGUGAGGCUUUUAUUUCUUCAUAUCUUUUUAAAUUAUUAUUUAAUUUAUUUAUUUAUUUGAGCCGUUUAUUUAUUCUAAUGGAAGCUUUAGUUCUCCAUAUUACAACAAUCUGGUUGAAAAAAAUAUUCUUUUUUCUACUUGAUAAAAAAUAUUUUUAACCUUUUUUCCAAAGUUAUGACAUUUGUUUCCCAAUCCAAACAAAAAUGGCAGCUGGAAAUGACAUAUUCCUUGCUCAGUCUGUGCUUAUGCUUUCUCUGUUAACCAAGCUUAGUGUUUUGUCUAUAUUGGUUUUAUUUUGUCAAAUCAAACAAAAUAUCAUGUUAACAUACAAAGAUCAACGACAUACAGUUUGUAAUUUCUGGUUUCCUGGGUAGAAAAUACUCUUUACUGUAGCGACAACCUGAGAAACUGGUUUAAAAUCUUUAUUAUCGUGCUGUGAACAAAAUAUUUUUACACAUGAGGACACUGGAAAUACCUUUAAAGAGAGAUAUUCUUCAGAAAAACAGAUGUUUAAGUUGAAUGUAAAGGUGACUAAAGACUAAAUCUUAUAUCCUGCCUCGGAGUCGACAUGUCGGUGUGACAGGCUGCACCCCUCCACUAUCCUCUGUAACCCAGAUUUUAUUAAUGCGGUAACAAGCAGAGGAACCACAUGGGUCCCAUAUGGACUCCUCUAUUGUUCCCCCUCACUCAUCAGCCUAUUUACUGACACAAACUGUGACCACAUGGGGCUUCAGGAUGAUCGUAGCCCGAAACAGGGACUUUGUAUCUGGAGUGACCCACAUGGACUAGACACACAUUUAAACUCCCGUAGUCGCAGCCUGCCACCAAAACAUGUUGGGUUGCUACAUGCUACAUCACAGUUUACAGCCUUGUGUUAACUGGACUGUCAAAGACCCAAUUAAUGAAACAAACAUGACUAUAAGCUAAGCUACAUGGUUCAUUAAUGAAUACCACUGAUUUCAGUCAUCAUGUUGGGGAUCAUUUACCUUUUCAUCUAGCACCACCAUCAGGUCAAAGUUUUAAUUUGUCCAGUUUGGUUUAUGAUUAAAUGCCUGCAAAACCUAAUGACAAUCCCAUCAGCCAUUAAUAAAUAUUAGCAUGUUAACAAGCUAAACUAAGAUUACAAACAUCUACAAUCACUAUGUUCCUGCACGUCUUUCAUCUGUAAAGAAAGAAAAAGAACAGCUAUUCAGAUGUUUUGCUCAUGAUUCCAGUGAACAUCGAGGUAAAGACUGAGAAAGAUUGAAUUAGUAUUCAUUAAUGUGCCAUGUCAUUGUUAUUUGACGAUGAAAAUCAUCCUAAAUUUUCCUCAACUGAAGCCACCACCUUGUUUUUUAUAUUCAAGUUGGGGUUAUUUUGUGGCUCCCUACUUUUAUGAUUUGUGUGGGUGUCAGUAUAAAUCUAAAUAUUGACAUAUCACAUUUCAGUGUCGCUGCGUCUCUCACAAUCCUGCGGUGAUAAUAAGAGUAAGGAGCCAAAAUAAGAGCUCAGCGUGAAGCCUUAUCAGGUCAACUCAUGUGCUGCAGCAGUGCCAAAAAGACAAAUGGUCUAUUGUAAAGAGAAGUUUUGUGGGUGAUGAAGUUAAACUGUAAAGAUGUUUCCUGUGCAAACAAAUGUAAGACAGGUUAAAUAACAAUUAUCCUCUGGGUUUUUUUUGGUACCUUUUUGUUCUCUGCUACAUGUCCUCUUUCGUUUCUCUGUCCUUAUAACGAAGUGAUUUUCACUGCGUUGCUGUGUUUACUCAUUGUAAUUGUUGCACAUUGUGAUCCUCUGCCAAAAGUGUUACGGCUUUCACUGUUAACCACACACACACACACACAAACACUCCUGCUUCUAGACUAACCAGGCUUGGUUGGAGUGUACGGACCUUCCCUGGUUUUUUGACAGUUGCUACAAAGCUUAUCAGUUUUCUGUACAUAUAUAUAUAUAUAUAUAUAUAUUUUCCGCACGGCCAUGCCAAAGCUGGUUUUCAGAACACAAAACCUUUCAGAUGAAGCUGAACUGCUCACAACGGUGGUGACUUUUGUACGAAUCCCAAAAAAAGAAAGAAAAAAAAAAGCCAGUGCAUGUAGCAAAACCGCUUCAAAAUCUGCUCGCACCAUUACAAAUCACAGAGUAUAUAUAUUUUUGUUUCUCAGAGUGUUGUAAAAACAUAAUCUGCUGUUGCUACUUUGAUAAACAUACUGUGUGAAGUACAAGGCUUAUGUUGCACACUUGCAUGCAUUUAAACAGUAUCCAGUUUUAUAAUAUUUUGUAUUCAGUAACCUGCAGUAUACAGUAUGUAUAUAAAAGUAGCAGCAAUAUCGACUUAUCAGUUUGUUAUGGUAUCCAUGUUUUGAUGGAUGUUACACAGUAUAUUCUAGACAUUUAUCUCAAGAGGACGAUGUUCUUGCUCGCUACCUCUAGUGAUCAGCAAGAAUACGUAGAGGAAUCAAGUGAAGUAUGGACUUUUCUCCAUGUCCUACGAUACCUUGUGUGAAUUAUGAGCUACGCUGCUGAUGUCCUCGCUUUGUAGAGAUUCUGGGGAAAUAAAUGACGUGGGAACGCAGAACACCUUAAAGGAAACGUUCAGCACUUUCAGAAAUGUGCUAGAUUGGUUUCUUGCCAAGAAUUAGACGAGAAGAUCGAUAUUAUUCAUGUCUGUUUGGAAAAUAUGAAGGUACAACCAGCAGACCGUUUAGCUUAGCUUAGAAACAGCUAGCCUGGUCGACCUACCAGCACCUUGAAAGCUCACUGAAUAUGUUUUACCUUUUGUAAAAUUGGAUUAAAAUAUGUAUCUUAAUUAGUGAGCUGCUGGUAGCUAGGCUAGCUGUUUCCCCCCGUUUCCAGUCUUUGUGCUAAGCUAACUUUACUGACUACUGGUGGUGGCUCCAUAAAACAUUUUCUUUGAAUUGGUAAAUGUGAUUUUAGCACAAACUGGCUUGAAUUACAUAGGACUUUAAAUAAACAGAGCAUUUUAAAAGAUUGUUUAAUCCCUUUAUCCAUCCAUUUUCUGCUGUUUAUCCAGGUCCAGGUCGUGUUUAAUUAUUAAUUAGUGAUAUUAUUAGGAAUUAUUGUUAUACACAGCUGAGAAGUAUCGACAGAAAUGUGAUAUAUAUGUCAGUAAAUUCAUGCACUUGGUAAAUAAUUCCAGGCGAUAUCAUCCCUACAAGUUUUUGCUGAUAUAUUUCAUACUUUGGCUGGUAUCAAAUUACAUUAAACCUGGUGAACCCUGCAGAUAUGUUGUCAGCUUAGACAAAUAUCACAAAAUGGGCUCAAGCAGCUUUACGAUCUGCACAGAAUACAACACCUUCUAUACUUAGACCCCCAUAUUGGGUAAGAAAAAACAACCUUUAAUGAUGGAAGAAACCUCGGAAACAGGAGGGAUCCAUCUGCAGAAUGGACAGAAAUAGCAAAAUUAUAUUAUGGACAUCUAAAAUUUAUAGAUAAAUUCUAGGGAUAUAUGGAGAAUAUGGAUCUGGGAGGAUGUCCAGCAACUCCCAAACAAAUUGGACCUGAGAUACUCGACCUCUCCACCACCUGAAAAGAGGAUAGACUACACAAACACACAAGAAGUGAAUCACAACAUUCAAACAGAAGACACCUGUUGUCGUGUCCAUAAUUCACACAAGGUAUCAAGAGACUAGGAACAAGGUGGAUAGACCAAACUGAAAGUAAGUCAGAUUCAGAGUGCUGAAGAAAUUAUUUCUUUUUCAUUCUGUAAGAGGCGUUUUUUUUUCCUCCAGUUUAUCACUUUGAGACAGAACGAUGACGUCGGUCACAGUUGAGGUUUCGCUUGCCUGCUGAUCUUAUAGCCUCGUCAACUCGCAUACUGCUGCAUGUGUCUAAAAUUACAAGACAUUUUGUGAUGGGAGUCGCAGUCAGGAGUCAACGCCAGGUAUUACGUUUAUCUCAAUGACAGCAUCACGUAGACUGUAUUGAAUUUGACUCAAUGACAUUUUUAUCCGAGAUCGAGUCUUGUCCACUCGAGGAAUGAGCUUGUGAUUCUUCUUGUAUUUUUCUGCUGAUGUUUAUUAACUGGAGACUGGAAUACUUACUGCAUGGUGACACUUCUAGAAGAUGCUACGGUCUUUAUAACAAGUAUCUUUUAUCAGUAUUUUAUAACCUUGUUAAUUUUAUAUAUCCACUUUACCCUGCGUUCAGAUCUGGUAUGUUUACUGAUAGCUAAGUAUCAGAGAGCUGUGCUGUAUGUUCUGUACCGUGUGCUUGUCCGUGUGUUACUUUACAGCGUGAGCUUUCCUUUUUCUUUCUUUUUUUUUUUCAAUGCGUGUUCUUUGAAUUUGGUUCUCGGUUACACUGUGGUUAUUUUAUAGCUACGAUUCUGAAAUUAUUAUUUUUUCUUUUGUAUUUAAUGUCAACUUGUGGCAUGACUUUGAAAUAAAACAGGAAAACCUA
Molecule: messenger RNA, 10544 nt
Organism: Lates calcarifer (barramundi perch)
Lineage: Eukaryota; Metazoa; Chordata; Actinopteri; Centropomidae
Product: calpain-5
Exons: 14
Coding region: 315-2243 (642 amino acids)
Biological process (GO): proteolysis
Cellular component (GO): cytoplasm
Molecular function (GO): calcium-dependent cysteine-type endopeptidase activity
Source: RefSeq, a predicted model, not a curated record